Molecule: messenger RNA, 2052 nt
Organism: Chilo suppressalis (striped riceborer)
Lineage: Eukaryota; Metazoa; Arthropoda; Insecta; Lepidoptera; Crambidae
Source: the annotation of a GenBank genome assembly
AUGGACAUAAAACCUUGGAAAAAGAGAAAACGAAGUGGUGGGAUUAAGAGAAAACUCUCAAAACAAUAUUCCAAGUAUAAAACUUGCGAAAAUAACCAAAAUUUUGAUCAGCUUGGCCCAUCAACGUCAGUAUCCAUGCCAUGUCAAGAAUUCAGUGAAGAGAGUGAUUCAACGAAUAGCGGUAAUGGUUCCGUAUUCUUAAAAAAUAUUGUUAGCAUACCAAAUGACAAUCCUCCUGAAAAUUGUAGUGAUCUACCGUAUUUCAGCCAGAGACAAGAGCGAGUUUUAGUUUUCAACGAGGGUUCUAGAUAUUCAAACAUUACAGAAAAUAAUGAAAUUCAUACUCCAUCCUUUUAUAGAAGUUCAGACAGUGACACUGAUGAAGACGCUGAAGAAAGCAAGUUUUCGAACGAUAUUCUAUUUCGUGAACAAAUAAGAAAAUGGGCCAUAGAAAAAAAUAUUGCUCAAGCAGCGUUAAAAGAUUUGUCAAAAAUAAUAAAUAGUAGAUUUCCCAAUACUUUACCAAAUGAUCCUAGAACGCUUCUACGUACUCCCAGAAGUAUUAGUAUAGUAGAAAUCCAACUUGAUGGUGAAUAUUGGCAUAAUGGACUUACAGAUUCUCUUCAAAUAUGUUUGGAAAAGUGGGUGAAUGUACCAGAUAUUAUAAAUUUAAACAUCAACUUUGAUGGCCUUCCUAUAUACAAAAGUUCUAAAAAAGAAUUUUGGCCCAUUUUAUGUAAUAUCUUAGAAGAUCUUAUCUUAGAACCAUUUGUAAUUGGAAUAUAUUGUGGAAUCGGAAAACCUAAAAGCCUUGAAAAAUAUUUGGAGAAAUUUGUAACGGAAAUGAAAUACUUAUUAGAUAAUGGAAUCUAUCUUAGUAAUUGCAACAAAACAGUAACGAUCAGGAUAAGAUGCUUUGUUUGCGAUUCCCCUGCAAGAGCCUACAUAAAAGGUGUGUGUAACUUCAAUGGGAAACAUGGCUGCCUAAAAUGUAAUACUGUUGGAGAGUACUCCCACAACUCACACACUGUAUAUUUUCCGCAAGUAACGUCUUCUGCUAGAACAAACGAUGGGUUCAGAGUGGCAGAUUGUUUACAUCUCAUAGACUUGGGUGUCAUGAAGAGAUUGCUAAUUGGUUGGCGAGAUGGCAAUUUGGGAAAAUUUGUUACAAAAUGGUGUUCAAGAAACAUAGAUGUGGUAAUGAUUUUUUUACUCAAAUGUAAACUUCCGUCUGAGAUACAUAGAUCGGUCAGAGGUAUAGAUUGUCUUGUCCACUGGAAAGCUUCUGAAUAUAGAAGUUUUUUGUUUUACCUGAGCAUCAUUAUACUGCCAGAUGUGCUACCACGGGAUGCAUUCGUGCAUUUUCUGUUUUUAUAUUGCGCAAUAACGAUAUGUUCCAGCAAGGAAUACUUGCAUUUUUUGCCAUUAGCAAAAGAGUUGCUCCAGUAUUUUGUUCAACAUUACAAAGAUUUUUAUGGGGUAGAUUAUAUUACGAGUAAUGUUCACAAUUUACUCCACGUUGUUGAAGAGGUGGAAAGAUAUGGCCCGCUGCAAACUUUCAGUGCAUAUCCUUUUGAAAACAAAUUAUAUUUAAUUAAAAAAAUGUUGCGAGGUGGUAAGAAACCACUUCCUCAAGUAGCAAAAAGACUAAGUGAGAACUUUGAAAAACUUGGUGAUGAUUUGAAAACAAAAAACCAAUACAAGGGCCCAUUCAUAAAGAAAACUUAUAACAAACAUACUAAGAUUUAUUUCCAGUACUUUUGCCUUUCAAAGAAGCCACAAGAUAAGUAUUUCAUGACACAUACUAACGAUAUUUUUGAAUUGAAAGAAGUAAAAGAAGAAAAUCUAACAAUUAACGGGUAUUUAAUAACAGGGCUGAGAGAAGUUUUUGAUCACCUCGUUAAAUCAUCAAACUUUAAUAUUUUUAAAGCUAAAAUGCCAGAAAAUGAGCGCAUUGAGGUAACGGUGAAGCUGGAAAACGUUAAAUUGAAAUUAGUAUGUAUAGAACAUAAAAAGGAGUUGUAUUUCAUACCUCUCAUACACACUGUAUAA